AUGUUGGAGCGGCGGAGGCGGCGCAGAGUGCUGGUUUGUGGAUACCCAGGCAGAUCUGCAGUGCCUAAUGCCAUAAGCAUGGUAGUGCACCAUGUGGAGGAGAAAGCUGUACACUCCUGGUCACGCAUUUCCACAGCAGGGAAGAAAGCCCUGGAAGAGGCACUGCUUGUGUUUAAUCCCAUGAGCCAGGAUCUCAGUGCCACAGAGGCCCAGCUUGUGGCCUUCCUACAGGGCCUGCGAGAUGAUGGCUUCCAGCCGACCAUUCUGCGAAGUGGUGAUGUCUAUGGCUAUAGUUCAUGCACAGCCAACCCCCCCAGCCAGACAAAGCUACAAGCUCGUACCACCAACCCAUCUGCCACAUCUCUUCCAUCCAGGGCUCCCCAAACUGCUGUGUCGCUACCUGCAAGCCAGGCCACACUGCUCCCUGUGCCACUGUCCGGCAGGCUGGCUAAGGGGUCCACACCAGCCCUCGCCAAGCAUGCUACCACUAACUUGCUGCUGAGCUCCCUGAAGCAAUCAAAUGCCAGCCACACCAGUGGUACAACAGUAGGCUUCCCUGCCCACCUCUACCCAGGUGUCUACCCUGCCAUGCAACUCUCUGUGGUCCUUGAAGCACUGGUCCCACUCAAGACUCCUUGCUUGGGUGCUAAGCAUAGGGCACAGUCUCCGCAGCUGUCACUUGCAAACUCUUCCCUGAAACUGAGAAAAGGUUCGGGGAACCCACAGUCCAAAGCAUCACAGAAAAUCACAAGCAAGGGCAUAAAAUGCCUGAGUAGGAAAGGCCCUGGGGCUGAUCCACAAGGCUCUGGGCCCCGGAGCAGUGGCCUACGUGUGAAAGGGUGCUCUGCCUUGGGCACCAAAACAGUCCAGGCCAAGGCAUCUCGAACACUGACCAAAGCUGCUCAUGCCCACGCCAGCCUAGCUCGAACCCAGAACAAGACAGUAAGGGUCAGGGCCAAGACAACAAAGACCAAGCCCAGGGCAGCAGGAGCCAAAGCCAAGGCCACUGUAGUAAGGAACAAGGCUAAAGCCAAGGUGGUUAAGGCCAAGGCCAAAGCAGCUCAGACCAAGCACAAGGGAAGGCCAAAAGGAUCUGUUCAGAACAGAACUGGAAGGACAAGCCUGAAAAGUGGCUCUGAGUCUGUGGGGAAGAAGAGGAAGAAAGCUGAGGAGGUAAAGGGUCUUCCUCCUAAGAAGAGAGCACGGCUUGUGCUCCAGUCUCCUAAGGCAAGGCUGCGGCCUGGAGCAAAACCACAAAAGUCCCAGACUAUAAAGGUGGACAGGAAAUUCUCAGACGAUGAGGUUCGACAGUGGGCCCAGCAGAUCCUCCGUGUGAACCUCUCUCCAGUAGUAUGGCUCCAGCCAUUGCUACCAUCUUGAUUCCGUACUCAGCAUCCUGAGUCGUCCUUGGCAGCAGUGCUUGGGAAAACAGUUGGGCUGUCCAUGUGACCAGCAUCACAGUGUGCUCAGUGUGCUAUGCUCGUGGACUCUGCAGCUUUCCGGACUCUGGGUACCUCCAGGACCCCUGUGGUCACCAUCCUCUCUUCAGAAGCUGAGGAUUUGGGGUGGGGUGGGUAGCGGGAAGGGUGUUCUCAUGGCUCAAUGCACUGUGACUUGUUCUUCAAGUUGUACAUUCUAUGUUCCAUCUAUCACGUUUUAUAUCUUUCCACCUUCCAGUCUCCCUGCUCACCUUCCAAGGUCUUAUUGUUUGAUUUUGGUGUGUGUGGGCUGCUGGCAGGAGUCUGCCAGUGUAGUCCUAGGAAGAGGCUUGGAGAGAAUGCCCUGGUAGCUUGGAGCAGGUCAUCAGUUUGAGUGAUAGGGUAAUAUCCUGGAAGGGCAAAUCUCCCAGGCUUCUGGAGAGAUGUGAGGAAAUUCAGGUGUUGGCUUCUAUAGAUGUG
Molecule: messenger RNA, 1898 nt
Organism: Cricetulus griseus (Chinese hamster)
Lineage: Eukaryota; Metazoa; Chordata; Mammalia; Rodentia; Cricetidae
Source: RefSeq, a predicted model, not a curated record